This is a messenger RNA of Phialemonium atrogriseum, 6528 nucleotides long. RefSeq names its product putative non-ribosomal peptide synthetase SirP. The coding region runs from base 1 to 6528 and encodes 2175 amino acids. Gene Ontology annotation, cellular component: cytoplasm. The transcript is spliced from 4 exons. Gene Ontology annotation, biological process: secondary metabolite biosynthetic process; amino acid activation for nonribosomal peptide biosynthetic process. The record is from RefSeq and is a predicted model, not a curated record. Gene Ontology annotation, molecular function: catalytic activity; phosphopantetheine binding. Lineage: Eukaryota; Fungi; Ascomycota; Sordariomycetes; Cephalothecales; Cephalothecaceae.
AUGGUCGACGCUGGGCAUCUCACGACGGUGGAAAAACCCAGGUCGGUCUGCGACCUUAUUGAGAAGUGGGCGGGCAGGAACCCCAGCCACACUGCUAUCCUGUGCGAAGAGGGUAGGAGGGUAUCGUAUCGGGAUCUGGACGAUGCAGCGUGUCGCAUCGCCUGGCUCCUGCAGCAGAAGGGGGUACGGUCGGGGGAUCUGGUCCCAGUGCUGGCGACACGAAGUCCCGAGAUGAUAGCAAGCUUUCUGGGAAUCCUCAAGGCGGGCGCCUGUUAUGUGCCCAUCGACAUUGAGGCCUGGAGUGAGGACCGUAUCGAGUCGACCUUGAGAAGAGUUUCGGCGCGGGUUGUUGUGGAUCUGGGCGGCCGCUCCGGAACCCUACCAGACUGCGACUUGGUGUCCUGCCACGAGGUGGAGGCGGCGUUCUGGCCUGCAGCAGCUGGGCAGGAGCCCGGGCCGGAGCCCGGGCGGGAGCUCGCUCAAUCCCAGAUACGGCCGGAAGACCUAGCAUACAUCAUCUUUACAUCGGGAACGACGUCGACUCCCAAAGGCGUCAUGAUCCCGCACCGCGCAUUGCUGAACUACGUGCAGCAAGGCGACGAGGAGGCGCCCUUCAACGCGAAUGCCACACCGGAAGAUAUAACGCUGCUGAUAUUCUCGCCCGGCUUUGACGCUUGUACCGGCCUGGUCUUCUCGACGCUCUGCAACGGGGCCCAGGUCAUGAUACCGAGUAGUGCCGACUUCCUGGGCUGUGUGACCCGCGUCACCAUCCUAACCGCCACUCCGUCAGUCCUGGCGGCCAUACAAGAUCCUCAGACCUGCCCAAAGCUCAGAACCAUCGUGCUAGGUGGCGAAGCACCGCCGCCGUGGCUGAUUCGCAAGUGGUGGGCUCCAGGCCGCAACAUAUACAACGCGUACGGACCCACCGAGACAACUAUUUGCUCCUCAAUAGGCAGAGUCUAUCCUGACAAGUCCAUCACCCUCGGCCGCUCAAUGUCUAACAGUCGUGUUCUACUGCUCGACGGGGAGGCCGAGUCUGACCAGGGCGAGAUCUGCAUAACGGGGCCCGGCCUGGCGUUGGGGUACUACCAGGACGAGAUGCGGACGGCCAAGGCGUUUGUGUACUGGCGGGGUGAGAGGAUGUACCGGACAGGAGAUUUCGCGCGACGGACGGAACACGGGCUCGAGUUCGCCGGGCGAGCGGACAGCUUGGUCAAGAACCGCGGCUUCCUCGUAAAUCUCGAGUCCGAGGUCAUCCCCAUGCUUCUGGGGAUGGGCGCGGGCGUGCUGACGGCUACUGCUUUCAUGCAUCGCAACCGGCUGGUGGCGUUUGUCACGCCGGAUAGCCUCGACACGCUAGCCUUCCGCCAGAUAUUAUCGACAAAGCAUGACACCUUCCUAGUGCCGGAUCAGAUCUACGCCAUGGAAGCUCUCCCACUGACGGUGAACGGCAAGGUCGAUAACCGCGCCUUGCAGCAACUGCUAGAGGCGGAGGCGGCCUUGGACAAAGACAACAACGACGACGCCGAGGUGUCGCCGCCCGGUGACGACAAAUCAAAGAUGGCGAUACUAAAGGCAGCCAUCACGGCCGCAACUUUGCUGCCUGCCUCCGAGGUGGCCAGCGACCGUCCCUUCUGGGAACUGGGAGGGAAUUCCCUCGCGGCGCUGAAAGUGCUGUCGUAUCUGCGAAGGAGAGGGCUUAUGCUCAGCAUCAAGGCACUCUUCGACCUCCCCAACCUAAGCGCCGUGUGCGAUGCCAUGCAAGUAGUCGACCCUGCUACUGCCGAGAGAGAAGAGACCUUCGGUGAUGGGGAGGAGGACCAGGACCAGGACCAGGAGGCAUCCACAGCACCCAUGACCGCUCUCCAGGUCAAGAUGCUCGAAGCCAGCUUGAGGACGCCUGGGGCCAACUACAUGCUCCUGCGUAUCCACCUGGCGCACCCGGGGGCCAACCUCGACCGGGUCAGCCUGAGAGAGGCAUGGCUGCGCGUGCUGCAACGGCACGCGAUCUUCCGCACCGCCUUCUCGCUCAGGGAUGAGCUGCAGCAGGUGCUGCCGAAGCUGGAACUAGACUGGAGCGACGAGGAAACCACAACGGACCAAUUGGACGCCGUCGUCCUCGGGCACUCGCUCGAAAUUCGCAGCAGGAUGUUAUCUGUGGACGAACAGAGCGAGAGCUUCGUCCCGGUGAACGCGUUCCGUCUGAUCACCGUGCCCGGACUGGGUUCGACACUGCUGACUUCGGCGCAUCACGCCCAAGCCGAUGGCUGGUCGCUGAGCAUCGUCUUGGACGAGGUGCGCUCCGUCUUGGACGGCAAGGUGCCGCUACCGAGCCGCCGUCCUCCUCAAUUCGCGAGCGUUGCACUGGCCCAGAAGCAACAACAGAUCAAUCCCGAGGGCGUAGCCUUCUGGAACGACAUCCUGCAGGGUCACGCGGCACUCCCGAGACUUAGUCUCCCUAAGCCACUAGCAGACAGCACCACCGGACCGUCCGACGAGUGGACCAGCAGCUUGGAGAUCGCUUUGGGACUUGAUGGAGCACGGCUAGAAGACGGAGCGCGCGUCCUGCGAGUCACGCCAUCGAGUCUGGUCUACGCGGCAUGGGCUCUGGUGCUCUCCAACUACACUUCCUCGGAACGCGUGGCCUUUGGCGCCGUCUUCUCGGGCCGCAACCUCAUGGCGGUGCCGGGGGUCGAACGCGUGGUGGGCCCGCUGCUCAACACGGUGCCGUUCCCCGUCACCUUCGACGAGGAGCGGCGACCGACGAUAGCGACCACCGUAUCCGACAUCAACAGUCAGCUCCUGCAGAUGCUCGAGUACCAGUGGUCCGCUACCGAGGCCACGGCAUCGAUGGCCGGCGAGAGCAUCAACGGCGCCUUGCAGAGCAUCGUCGUGACUGAGUACGACCUCCCACCUCUCCCGGAGUCGUGGACCGUCGAGCGCCAAGAUUUGAUGGAAUUCGGGCUGUCCCUGUUGCUUGAGAGAGACGACAACGACAGUAGCAGCGGCGGAGCAGGCUUGCGUGCUCGAGUUCUCUUUGACAGUUCGCGCUACGCGCCGUCGGGCAUCCGCCGGCUCUUGUCGCACUUCAAGAACGCGCUGCGCGAGCUGAUGAAUCCGCAUAACGAAUACAUCCAGAGCGUGCGAGCAAAGCUCAUGGACGAAGACGAGAAGUCGUCUCUCAUUCGGCUCCCAGCCGCCGCAACGGCUAAUGUCGAUAAGGGGGCCUACACAGGUCCGACGACGGUCAAGGACGCUUUCGAGGCUGCGGCCGACCAAUGGCCGGAUCUAUGCGCUGUCGAGUCCGCUCGGCACGGUAGCAUGACGUACCGCGAGCUGGAUCAGGCGUCCAAUAAGGUGGCCAGAUGGCUGAGGCAGUCGUUGACCGAGGGAAAACGGCCGCAAGACGUCGUCGUGGGCAUCCUAACCGACGGCUCGCUCCACUGGGUCGUGAGCAUUCUGGCCGCAUUCAAAGCCGGCUGCGUGUGCUGUGCUAUCGACAUCAGUCUCCCUCCUAAGCGCAUUGAAACUGUCGUCGAGCAGAGCGGCGCUUCCGUCUUUCUAGCUGCGAAUCAGGUCUGUGCGCAGGUGCUGCAUAGAAAAGACAGUGGUGGCACUGUGGUCAUCGUGGUAGAUGAGUUCCUAAAAGUCUCGCCAACUGCUACUCCUACCGGCCCACUCGAGACGGCGACCCAGGCCAAAGACACAGUCUAUCUCGUCUUCACGUCCGGAAGCACGGGAGUCCCAAAGGGCGUCCCGUUGCACAACAUGAGCAUCCUCUAUGUCAUAGACAACCCACACGUGCGGCUGUUCGCGGCUCCCGGGCGCCGAAUUGCCCAGCUCUUCGGUUUAGGCUUCGAUGUAGUCCUCGUCGAGCUUUUUGGCUCGCUAUGCUACGGCGCCACCCUAGUGCUCAAAGAUGCCGCCGACCCGUUCGAGCAUCUCGGGCGCGUCCACGCGACCAUGGCGACGCCGUCGCUCCUGUCGGCCUGUUCGCCCGAUGAUUACGGUAAUCUGGACACGAUAGCAUUGGCGGGUGAGCCUGUGCCGCAGAGCCUGGCCGAUGCGUGGGCUGGCCGAGUGCACUUGAUGAACCUUUACGGUCCGAGUGAGUGCGGACCCAUAUCCACAGGAACCCGUCUCUUGCCCGGCGAGCCAGUCAGCAUCGGGCGGCCUCUUCCGCAGUUGAGCGUCUACGUGCUAGACCAUCGCAUGUGCCCUGUGCCACCGGAAGUCACAGGCGAGAUAUACAUCUCGGGGGAUCAGAUGACACGCGGGUACUGGAACGAUUCGGCCGAGGCCCAGUCCAAGGCCCUCUUCGUUCCCAACCCUUUCUCCUCGCGACCGGAGCAGCAACUCAUGUACCGCACCGGUGAUCUGGGCUUCUGGAAUCCAGACAUGACGCUGUGUUACGUGGGACGCCUCGACAACCAGGUCAAGGUGCGCGGUUUCCGCAUCGAGCUCGAGGAGAUCGAACGGGCCCUCGUCGCCGUGGGCGGAGGCAAAGUGCAGAGUGCCGCAGCCGUGACCAUCUCGGGGGGGCAUUCCGACGGCGCGCGCAUCGUGGCGUUCGUUACCCCCGAAGUCGUCGAUACGGCAGCCUUGCGUGCAGGUGUCGCAACCCUGUUGCCGAGCUACGCUCGUCCGGCUCGUAUCGUAUCCGUUGCAGAGCUGCCCAAGUCGGCCAACUUCAAAGUAGACCGGAAGGCGCUCGCGUCGCUUGCCGCUUGCUCGCGAGCUGAGGAAGCUGACAGCAGCGACGGGGUCAAUGAUUUUUCCACAGGGCCGCUGACGCCCACCGAGAAGCUGGUUGCCGAGACUUGGAAGGAGCUUCUCGGUCUCGGCGACGACGCGCGUGUUCGCAAGGACGACGACUUCCUCGCCUUGGGGGGAAACUCGCUGCUGGCCAUCCGGGCAGCCCGUCGGAUCGCAUCGUCGAUUGACUAUCACGUUCCCGUAGCGCUGCUCAUCCGCGAGACGGUCCUCGAGGCGCUGUCGAGGGCCAUCGACCAGCAUCAUGCCGCUCAGCCGACCGCUGCCGGCGACUCGUUUUCCUCCUACUGGUCGUCGGCCCGGCGAGCAGCUCUGGCUGCCGAUUACUCGUCCACGGCGCUUCCCAUGUCACACCUAGAGGCGGACAUGUACCAUGCGCACACCGUCUCGGACACCAGGUCGGCCUUCAACACGACGGUACAGUUGGUCCUCCAAGGGCAUGUCGACACCGAGGCCCUCGCCGAAGCCUUCACAGCCAUUGUGCGCGAAAACCCCAUACUCCGAUCUCGUUACGUCAUUUCCAAGGGGCAGCCCGCCCGGCUUGUCAGCCCAGAGGCUUUGGCGCCGCAAUACUACGUGGACGACGAGCUGAAUCCCGAGAGACUGAGGGCUUGGGUUGGGAAAUCUUUCGACUUGGCACGGGACCAGUUGUUCAGAGUGGUCAUUUGGACUCGGAACGGGGGAGAUGAAAGAGCAGGGCCGGAGACGGACGUAGUCAUGGUCACGCACCACAUAAUCACGGACAAGGCCUCCCUCGCACUCAUGCUGCAGUUGGUCGGUCGUAAAUACCGAUAUCUCACAGGCUCGGAAGAAUGGCCGGCGACGAAUGGCCACGAAGACUCUUCCCAUGCCGAAAGCAGCUGCUAUCCAGCAGCAGGAGACGCCACCUACAUCGACUGGGCACAGUGGCUUCAACUUCGCCAAGAAAGUGCUGCUCCCAAAUCGCAGCUGCACAAGAAGGACCACAUCCAGUUCUGGAAGCAACAUCUGGGAGGAAUGCAACCGAUUCCACACCUUCAUCGCUCCGAAUCUCGAGGAAAAGAUAACGGUUCGACCCGGUCUAUUAGCAUCCCAUAUCUCGACGCAGCAUCUGUGCCAAGACUGUCAGGCCAGCAACAGCUCUAUUCUCAGCGUCUAGCCGUAGCCGCCACGGCACUCGCUCUGCGCGCCGUGUAUGGUUCCUCGGACAUGGUGCUUGGCCUGCCAUACAUGAACCGCGACGAACCCGGCACGGCCGACAUGCUGGGAUUAUUCGUCGAUCAACUACCCAUAAGGCUGGUGCUCGGCGACGACGGAAACCUCGCCAGCGCCUACGCGCUGCUCGACGCGGUCGCGGCCGAGAUCAACCUAGCCAUCGACCACCAGCUGCCGUACGCGCAGAUACGAUCGGCUACGACACCAGUACCACCAAAGGAUGAGAACAUGAUUGUGGACGAUAAUAUUGUAGACGUCAUGGUUCUCUAUCACUGGCAGUCAGACGCACUCGAGAAGUCUCUAUCUCUUGGGCCGGGCGUGCGAAUCUACGCGAAGAGCGCAGACUACGGUGCUGCCAAGCCAGCAGGCGCCCUGUUCCCGCUGCUGCUGGAGUACAGCGAGCUGGAGGACGGCAGCCUGCACGUCGAGAUCGAGUAUAGCACGCGGGUGGUCUCGUCCGAGGGAGUUACCGCACUCGCGUCAUUCCUGCCGACGGUCGUGCAGGCGCUUGCGCGGCGAACGAUGCCAGAACCAAGCAUCCCCUCCCCUUUUUCAGUAUGA